Messenger RNA from Microbotryum saponariae, 2484 nucleotides. NCBI's taxonomy places the organism in Eukaryota, Fungi, Basidiomycota, Microbotryomycetes, Microbotryales, Microbotryaceae. The record is from the annotation of a GenBank genome assembly.
AUGGCAGCUCAAGAAGGUACGUUCUAUGGCGGCGCAGUCGGUCUAGUGGCAGACGCUCGUCGGCGACCGGCGCUGAUGCACCCGCCCGCUUCCCACAGGCUACGACGACCUCUACGACGACCUCUACGGUGACAACGAGCAACACGAUUCCAAGCCCGUCGUCCUCGCCGGUUCAACCGCAACGACCUCGACGGGCCCCGCCUCCAACACCGCCUCCAACACCGCCUCCAACACCGCCCCCGCCGCCGCCACCGCCCCUACCUCUUCCACCGGUGUGAAUGCAUCUACACCCUCCGCGCCGGCGGAUACGAAACCUACCUUUUCAGCUUCUUCAGGAGGCCCGAUGCAAGGGCUGCAACAACAUGGUCAAGCGAUGGGCAUCGGGAUGGCUGUGCAAGCACAGAGCCGAGCACCGGCGGGCGUGUCGAACCCCAUGAUGGGACAGCCUCAGCAGGCGCAGCACAACAACAACCGAACUGAUUCGACCGAAGAAGGGUAAGGGAUCACUUUGUGCUGCUUGAUGUGAACCAACUCACCUCCGAGCCGGGCAAGGACAAGGACGAGCCGUCCCUGACGCGUCAGACGCCCACAUACGGAUGCUACCCCUGCACGGUCCAUCGUUGCAUCUCUUGUCCUCUGUCGCUCCCGAGAUAUCCUAUACGAGCUGCGAGCGGCCCUAGGCCUUGUUGGCGUAUCGUCUACCUCUCGAUCUACGCUGCCCUACCCAUCGUCGUCCGAGGGAGCUGUCUGCCCUACCCAGCACUUGUUCCGCUACUACGUCUACUCUACUCCAUAGCCGAAACUCGCUAGGUCCUCCCUCCCCUUGUCUUCGAUACAUACACAAUAUCGGGUAGGACCCUCUGUCUUUCUUUGUUGUUGCUGAUCAAUUUUCACGCAUUCUUCUUCCCUUUCGUCCCACGCAAACGCAUUGAAUCACUCUGCUGUCUUCAUCUGAUCUCCGGUGGUAUGUAUUCGUGGGUCUUUGUCCCAUCGCUCUAUUCGAGCAAUACAGCAAGAUGUUCAUUGGUGGUUUGAACUGGGACACGAACGAGGGUGAGCCCUUUGCACCCACCCACAACCUCCACUCAUCCAUGACCCGCUCAACUCACCCGACCCGACGAUGUGCUCAGAAUCCCUCCGCGCGUAUUUUUCCCAAUUCGGCCCCAUCAUCCAAUCCAACAUCAUGCGUGAUCAAGAGACCGGUCGUUCGCGUGGGUUCGCCUUUUUGACGUACGAGACCAAGGCCGCGGUGGACAAGGUCUUGGCGCACGGGGAACAUUAUUUGGACGGAAAGACGGUGCGCGCUCGCUCCCCUUUCACGCUCGAUCCGGGUCAACUCGCACUGAACGCCUCGCUCUUCUUCUUUUCUUGAACGUAUCGCAGAUCGAUCCCAAACGCGCCGUCCCGCGUUCUUCGAACCCCAAAUCCGACAAACUCUUCAUCCGUCUGCUCCCGCAAAGCUGCACCCCCGAAUCCUUCCGCACGUACUGGCAACCCUUCGGCGUCGUCACCGACGCGACCUUGAUGAUGGAUAAAGAAACCGGUCGUCAUCGUGGGUUCGGUUUCGUGAAUUUCGAAUCGGGCGAAAGUACGGAGAAGGUGCUGAACAGUCAACCGCAUUACAUGGAUGGCAAUUUGGUCAGUUCUGCUUCGGGCGAAAAUUAAAGGAAGGAUCCUGAUCUUGGUGCGCUGUUCUUUUCCUAGUUGGAGGUCAAACGAGCUCAAACCAAAGGCGAACAACGACGACCCGACUAUGGCAUCGACACGCGCCACAUGAACGCGGCGCAUCACAACCCCGCCGCCCACGCAGGAGGGAUGAACCUUAUGGGAGGUGGUGUCGGUGGCGGCGGAAUGGGCGGCCUCGCAGGAGCCGGUGGUGGCUUUGGAGCUAACCCUGCUCUAGGCGGUGUCACCGGAGCCGUCGGUGGUAUGCCCAAUAUGAACGCCCCUUUCGACCCUAACGCCAUGUCCAAAUUCUUCGCUCAAAUGGGUUGGGGCGCCUGGAAUCCUAUGAUGAUGCCGGGGAUGGGCGGAGGGUUCGAUCCUACGAUGGGGAUGGGAGGAAUGGGUGGCAUGGGAGGGAUGAUGGGCGUGCCUGGGAUGAGCGGGAUGCCUGCGAUGGGGGGAAUGGGCAUGGGCAUGGGCAUGGGUGGGAUGGGGGGUGGGGUAGCACCUGUUGGACAGGGUGGGGAAGGGAGCUUCGCGGCGCCUAUGCGGGGUGGGGGUGCGAUGGGGGGUGGUCAUAGGGGUGGGAUGAGAGGCGGGGCAAGGGGAGCGUUCUCGGUCUGUUUUCAGAGCCAUCUACAUCUUCCUCUAAGAACAACGACUGACUCGCGAGGGUUCACUAUGUUUAGGGCGGUCGUGGAGGACAUCAAGCAGGUGGCGUUGCGGGUGGACCAGCAGGUGCGGCGGGUGCAGCGGGCGCUGCAACUGAUGGCACCGGUCCUCAGAGAAAUGCUGGUCGUGGGGCUGGAUUUCAUGUGA